Molecule: messenger RNA, 543 nt
Organism: Peronospora matthiolae
Lineage: Eukaryota; Oomycota; Peronosporomycetes; Peronosporales; Peronosporaceae
Source: the annotation of a GenBank genome assembly
AUGCACCCUCGGCAGAGGUCUCUGCACAGGCGGACGCAGUCGCAGCAUCGCCUAUCGUCUCCGAUUCUUCAGAUUCUUCAUCUUUUGGUGAACGCAGGAGAGGCUGCCGUGACUACGCGGUCGACUAUUUCACCGGUGGAGUCGGCUCCUGUCACCUUGUAUGUGAGGUCGCCCCUAGUCGUGACUGCUAUCCGUGCCGCUCCCGCUGAUGUUGACUCGCCCCCACCUAAGGACUUUGUCGAUAGCCGUCCUCCCAUGAACGCACCACCCGUUGAAGUAGUGGUGUUGUGUUGCCGUGUCGAGGCCUGUAAGGGUCGGUUGGCUCUGAUGUCUACGUUACCGCAGUACUGGUCGCUCCGAUGUGAGCACUUGGAAGGGAGGUCAGGUGACUCCAGCGCUCUCGUGUCGCUGCUUUCCAAGAAGCUGCAGUAUGAGAUGGCUCUGACCGACCACUGGCGAAAUCAAGUCGACCUUUCAAAUAGUCGGACGUCUCUCCUUUCGUGGCAGAGAUCAGACACUCUGAUUUUGCGGGUGAACCUCUAA